UUCCUACUUUCCGCAUACAUGUGGGUUUGUCUGAUCUGUGUGUUAUGGUCUGCUAGCUUGUCGAUUAUCCUCGUACACUCCACAGUUCGUCUACGUCUGACCUCUCAUCGAGUCGCAUUGUCAACCGAGCACUCACAUGCACACAUGCACAUAUUGGUGCCUCAGUCUUGGUAGCAUGAAGCCUUAGAUUCAAAGUCUUGUUUUUCAUUCCCCUCUUAAAGCUACAUCAUUUUAGUUCAGUAGUCUGGUGUUUGGUUUACACACUCAGAAACGAAAUGAAAUUAUCUGAAACACCGAAAGGAGAUUUCUGGGGUCGCUCCUAUUCACAUUUUGUUUUUUAUCACUAUUUUUUCCUGAUAACAAAAAUUAUACAACUAACGUCAAGCCGUACACCAGUCCCUGGGGGGCGGGGAUUCAACGGCAUGAAAUACUUUGUUUUCGGCUCAGGGCUUUUUAAAAUCCGGUCUAUACGGUGAACGAGGCGACGUAAUGAAGGACAGAUGAUUAUUAAAACGUGCGGUAAGUGAUUUACUUGUAACAGUUUUUAAUUUUCUUUGCAGGGUUACACAAAGCUGAAUGAAACCAAUAAAUACGUGAAAGAAAACUUCCAUCUUGAGAAAGUAUGGCUGACGAAGCAAACGGAAAUGGUAUACAAGUACACCCAGAUAUGCAUGAAACUGCUGAAGACUAUGGUGAACUGACUUUGCACAUCUGUCAAGAGAUUCCAGAAUUAAUACUCCACCAGGUUGCGAGAGGUAUUGGUCCUGAAUGGGAGAAGCUGGCAAGAGCACUUGACUUCAACGAGGGCGAAGUCACCAGAAUGAGGGAAGACUUCUCAUCCAGUGAAUCACCAGCCUUGGAAUUCCUCACGACAUGGAAACAACGCCAAGACGGGAAGGAAGAUUCGUUUACAAAGCUGAUUGACGCAUUGGAGACGAUCGAUAAGAGUGUUAUAGCACACAAGGCACUGAAGAACAAUUCAGCUGCUUUUAGGUCUCCCAGACGUAAAAGUAAAGCUGUGACAAAUGCCGAUACGGACACUCUGCAAAUCAGUCGAUCAACUCCAGAGCGGCAUCUCAGCGAGCAGUUGGGAGAUGAAAGGAGAGGGUCCAAAGAGGUGAAAUUGUGCAAGAAGUUGACAGAGGGGUUGAGUGACGAGAACAGGCUCUACACACGCCACCAGCAACCAUACAUCUCCCUUGGUUACUUUGACAACAGAGGUGGAAGCUUGUCUCUGGAAAAGUACGACGCGAGGCUGAUCAUCCCACCGGGCGCCAUUCCAGCAGGCCCUCCGAAGAUGGUGUAUCUCUUCACCAGCCCAUCUCCGGUGACGAUCGAGGGGCUUGAAUCGAUAGAGAUCUCCCUCUCAUCGGUGAUACAGUGCGGUCCUGAAGGGUUGACAUUUGAAGAGAGCGUGGUACUGACUUUUCCUCAUCACGCUGCGAUAACAAGAGAAGUCGCCCCGGAGAUUCGGAUGCGUCAUAACGAUUCUUCGCCUGGAAAGUGGGAAGAGUUCGACGGGAACAUUGCUUUGAUGAAUGAGACGCAUGCCAUUCUUCUUGUGAAUCAUUUCACUGAGUUUACUGCAGUAGGCGUCGUAUCCCCGCAAAGCACCAAACGACUAUCAGUUGGUGCCUUUGGAAAGAGGGUUGAGAAGGGGAUUGAGAGGUAUACACUCCGGGUCUACGUUUGGGAAGAUACCCCUGCUGUUAAGGAGAGUGUACUGGCUAAGGAGAAGGCUGAGGGCGCUAUCCCUUUAGACGAUUUCAGACAGUUCGAGGUCGCUUGGUCUGCUGGCCACUUGCUUGUCAAAUUAUCGAAUCUAGCUGGAAGUUGGAAUAUGCGGACGCGAACGGUACAAAUAAUCAACCAGGAAGCGAUAUGGAAGCAACCGUGGACAUCCAGAACCUUUCACUUCAAGGCGCCUGGGUUCUUAUGGCGUCUUCUUUUAGGUCGCGAUCUGUUCUGUGACGUAGAUAUUUACCAAGGACAUGAGCGAGCUGAUUCUCUCAAAACCAGUCUGUCAGUGUAUCCAGAAAACGCAACGGCACCGGCUCGAGUUCCCCGCGAUGACGUCAGGGCUGAAGUUGGUGCUGAAUUCAGAAGACAAGCUCACGGUGUAGACAACAUCAUUGGCUACACUGGUUGCUAUGGGUUACCAGAGCAAAAGCUGAUGGACCUGUGUGAACAUCUCGACGCAGACAGAGAGGAUGGUAGGAAUUGGAUUGCACUGGCUGAAUGGUUUACUUCCAAAGGUUAUCGGUUCAUCAGAAAA
Acanthaster planci (crown-of-thorns starfish) is the source of this 2275-nucleotide messenger RNA. RefSeq names its product netrin receptor UNC5B-b-like. Gene Ontology annotation, biological process: netrin-activated signaling pathway. The record is from RefSeq and is a predicted model, not a curated record. Gene Ontology annotation, cellular component: membrane. Gene Ontology annotation, molecular function: protein binding; netrin receptor activity. Lineage: Eukaryota; Metazoa; Echinodermata; Asteroidea; Valvatida; Acanthasteridae.